Fusarium poae is the source of this 1455-nucleotide messenger RNA. RefSeq lists its product as uncharacterized. Lineage: Eukaryota; Fungi; Ascomycota; Sordariomycetes; Hypocreales; Nectriaceae. Gene Ontology annotation, molecular function: cobalt ion binding; pyridoxal phosphate binding; glycine hydroxymethyltransferase activity. The record is from RefSeq and is a predicted model, not a curated record. The transcript has 4 exons. Gene Ontology annotation, biological process: tetrahydrofolate interconversion; folic acid metabolic process; L-serine catabolic process. Gene Ontology annotation, cellular component: cytoplasm. The coding region runs from base 1 to 1455 and encodes 484 amino acids.
AUGUCUCCCACAAACGCCGAGUAUGCGCUCUCCGAGUCGCACAAGGAGAUGCUCGAGAAGUCUCUCCUUGACUCAGACCCUGAGGUCGCCUCUAUCAUGAAGGAUGAGAUCCAGCGCCAGCGCGAGUCCAUCGUCCUCAUCGCCUCCGAGAACAUCACCUCCCGUGCCGUCUUCGAUGCCCUUGGUUCCCCCAUGUCCAACAAGUACUCUGAGGGUUACCCCGGUGCUCGUUACUAUGGUGGCAACCAGCACAUCGACCAGAUCGAGCUUCUCUGCCAGCGUCGUGCCCUCGAGGCCUUCCACCUCGACUCUGAGAAGUGGGGUGUCAACGUGCAGUGCCUUUCUGGAUCUCCCGCCAACCUCCAGGUCUACCAGGCUAUCAUGCCUCCCCACGGCCGUCUCAUGGGUCUUGACCUUCCCCACGGUGGCCAUCUUAGCCACGGUUACCAGACCCCCGCCAGGAAGAUCUCUGCUGUCUCUACUUACUUCGAGACUAUGCCCUACCGUGUCGACCUUGACACCGGUAUCAUUGACUAUGACACCCUCCAGAAGAACGCUAUCCUCUACCGCCCUAAGGUCCUGGUUGCUGGUACCUCUGCCUACUGCCGUCUCAUCGACUACGAGCGCAUGCGCAAGAUUGCCGACUCCGUCGGUGCUUACCUCGUUGUCGAUAUGGCUCACAUCUCUGGUCUUAUUGCUGCUGAGGUUAUCCCUACCCCCUUUAAGUACGCCGAUAUCGUCACAACCACUACCCACAAGUCCCUCCGUGGUCCCCGUGGUGCUAUGAUCUUCUUCCGCAAGGGUGUCCGCUCUGUCGAUGCCAAGACCGGCAAGGAGACCCUCUACGACCUGGAGAACCCCAUCAACUUCUCCGUUUUCCCUGGUCACCAGGGUGGCCCUCACAACCACACAAUCACUGCCCUGGCUGUUGCUCUGAAGCAGGCUGUCAGCCCCGAUUUCAAGGCCUACCAGGAGAAGGUUGUUUCCAACGCCAAGACCCUGGAGAACACCUUCAAGGCCCUCGGCCACAAGCUCGUCUCUGAUGGCACUGACAGCCACAUGGUCCUCAUUGACCUUCGUCAGCACAACCUUGACGGUGCCCGUGUUGAGGCUGUCCUUGAACAGAUCAACAUUGCUUGCAACAAGAACUCUAUCCCCGGUGACAAGUCCGCCCUUACCCCUUGCGGUAUCCGUAUCGGUACUCCCGCCAUGACUUCUCGUGGUUUCGGCGAGAAGGAGUUCGAGCGUGUCGCCAAGUACAUUGACGAGGCCAUCAAGAUCUGCAAGGAGGAGCAGGCUGCUCUCCCCAAGGAGGCCAACAAGCUCAAGGACUUCAAGGCCCGCGUUGCCAGCGGCGAGGUCCAGAAGAUCAACGACUACCGAAAGGAGAUUGCUUCUUGGUGCAAUGCCUUCCCUCUCCCCGUUGAGGGUUGGCGUCUGGACGCCAGCAUCUAA